GAUCUUCCCAACUUUUUGGCAAAUACCAAACAUAUAAAUCUCUUAAAGAAAAAGUACUCAUCCAUCUCGCCAUUUCUCAUCAAAAUCGCCAAUCAAACCAAAACCCAUCUGGAAGCUUGUGUUCUUGAUCUUUGUUAAUCCGGGUCGAAAUAAAAACAAAGGAUCAAGAUGGGUUUUGACAAAGAAUCAAGCUCGUCGUCUCAGCGCCUCAGACCACCAGCCCCAUCAGAAAACACACCGCUGAUCGGAGACCCGAAGCCAUUGUCUUCCCAAGGCAAGACCUUUGCCAAUGUCUUCAUCGCUAUUGUGGGUGCAGGCGUUUUGGGCUUGCCUUAUUCUUUCAAGCGCACUGGGUGGCUCAUGAGCCUCCUCACCCUUUUGCUUGUGGCGUUUCUUACCCACCAUUGUAUGAUGCUGUUGGUCUACACCCGAAGAAAGCUUGAGUCUUCCAAUGGAUGCACGAAGAUCCCAUCUUUUGGGGACUUGGGUUUCGCCGUUUGUGGCACUGUAGGGAGGUUGGUGGUCGAUGUUCUUAUCAUUCUUGCUCAGGCUGGGUUUUGCGUCGGCUAUCUCAUUUUUAUUGGUAAUACAAUGGCCCAUUUGCUAAAUGCACCCACAGCAACCGUUUUGACACCCAAGAUUUUGGGUUUGGCACCAAAAAGCUUUUACAUUUGGGGGUGUUUUCCGUUCCAAUUGGGGUUGAAUUCAAUUGCAACGUUGACCCAUUUAGCCCCUUUGAGUAUUUUUGCUGAUGUGAUUGAUCUUGGAGCAAUGGGCGUGGUGAUGGUGGAGGAUGUGAUGGUUAUGGCGGCAAAAAGGCCUGAAGUGAAGGCCUUUGGGGACCUUUCUCUGUUCUUUUAUGGCCUGGGUGUGGCUGUGUACUCGUUUGAAGGGGUUGGGAUGGUUUUGCCUUUAGAGACAGAGACCAAAGACAAGGACAAGUUUGGGUGGAUCCUGGGCUGGACCAUGACUUUCAUUUCUUUGAUGUAUGGAAGCUUUGGAGCUUUGGGUUACUUUGCUUUUGGGGAAGAAACUAAGGACAUGAUCACAGCUAAUUAUGGUGCAGGCGUGAUCAGCACUCUGGUGAAGCUUGGUCUUGUGGUGAAUCUAUUCUUCACAUUGCCUAUAAUGAUGCACCCGGUUUAUGAGAUCAUGGAGAGGCGGUUUUGGAGCGGGAGGUAUUGCUUAUGGUUGAGGUGGGUGCUGGUUUUGGCUGUGAGUUUGGUGGCUUUGUUGGUCCCCAAUUUUGCUGAUUUCAUGUCUUUGGUGGGGAGUGGUGUGUGCUGUGCAUUGGGGUUUGUUUUGCCUACCUUGUUUCACUUGAUGGUUUUCAAGGGAGAGAUGGGGUGGAGACAAUGGUCGUCAGAUGUAAGCAUUUUGGUGUUAGGACUUGUUCUUGCGCUUUCAGGAACUUGGUCUGCUCUGCAAGAGAUUUUCUCCAUCAAAGUAUAGGAUAUGUGAGUUGAGAGUUGACGUCUAUUCCUCAGCUAGCUUGAGUGAUUUUUCUCUGCAUUACCAAAAGAUGUUCCCUUUGCCUACAGAUUGUUAUCUUAUUUUGAUCAUAAAUGGCGUCCUCAUUCAAAGAUUGUAAAGGUAUGAUGUUAGUAGAAUGUUACCUGUUGUUAAAAUGAAGUUUGCAUUGGCCCAAAAUAUUUUUGAGUGUUUGGCUUAAAGAUGAUGCUGAUAUAUUCCAUAAUGAACCCUCUCAUUAUUGUUC
This is a messenger RNA of Prunus mume (Japanese apricot), 1717 nucleotides long. Its product is annotated as amino acid transporter AVT3B-like. NCBI's taxonomy places the organism in Eukaryota, Viridiplantae, Streptophyta, Magnoliopsida, Rosales, Rosaceae. Gene Ontology annotation, cellular component: vacuolar membrane. Gene Ontology annotation, biological process: amino acid transmembrane transport; neutral amino acid transport. Gene Ontology annotation, molecular function: L-amino acid transmembrane transporter activity; neutral L-amino acid transmembrane transporter activity. The record is from RefSeq and is a predicted model, not a curated record.